AGUGCGUCCUGCGCUCCCCCGUCCGGCAGGCUGGCCCGCGCCGCCCCACCGCGCCGAGCUGGGGAGGGGAAGGCCCCUGGUGUGUACAAAAGGACCGAAGUUACCUUCCUCCUUGCCAAAACGAACGAAGGCGAUUUCCUGGUCGACCUUGGCUACAGCAGCACAUUUUUGAUGUCGCUGGAACAGCGCCGCCCAAGCGGACGACUGCAGAUCCAUGUCCAUCCCAGAUGAAGACGGCUGGGUACGUUCCGCGAAUACCUUGCCAGCCUAGCUGCGAACGGAACCACACUUUGCCACGACACCGCUCACCCACCAUCAACCACCUCGCCCCACCCUCUGCUCCUUCUCGACAUCUACGCAUCCACCUCUGCGCGGCGCGGGCCCUCUGGCUGCUGGCGGCCGCAGUCGCCGCUGCCACCGCUGCCCCCCAGCAGCAGGUCACCCAGCCCGACGCCGCUCCGGCCCUCAUCUCCUCGACGUACGCGCCGCCCAUCCCCGUGCUGCGGCGCUCGGAGGUGCACGACCCGGCAGGGCAGUAUGAGCUGUCGUACGAGACGGGCAACGGCAUCACCGUGGAGGAGCAGGGCGCGCUCAAGAGGAACUUGGACGGCGAGUUCAAGGACGACGUGGUGCUGGUCAAAAGAGGCUCCUACUCCUACCGCGGCGCCGACGGCCGCAUCUACCGCGUCACGUACAUCGCCGACGAGACGGGCUUCCACGCCAGCGGCGAUCACCUCCCCGUCGCACCGGAACCCACCAGCUCCGGUCCCAUCCGGACGUUCUGAAGAGGCUCCCGUCCCCCCGGCACCCACCUGUGUCUUGCAGCCUCUGUGAUACCCACAUCAGAAUAUGAAUAAUCAUUAAAUAUAUACAACAAAACGAAGCCACAUAUAAAUCAAUUGAACCAGUCUCUCAAUUGUGGAAAGAAGGGUAGUCUAUUAUUGCACUGAGACAGAUUGGAACUAAAAGAAUAACACCACGCCCGUUCAAGGUGCCCCUGUUGCCUACUUUAACACCUUCACACUGAUGGGUGAACGGCGAUGCCUUUGUUUAGCUUUCAUUCUAACAGAACACCCAAUCGUCAUUUCAAUGUGCCUGAGUUAAACAUCUCCAUUCGAAUAUUAAUUGGGAGUUUUCCAUUCUGAACUUCGACCAAUACCUUUGGAUCAAAUUUAAAGCAAG
Frankliniella occidentalis (western flower thrips) is the source of this 1182-nucleotide messenger RNA. Its product is annotated as larval cuticle protein 1-like. Gene Ontology annotation, molecular function: structural constituent of chitin-based larval cuticle. The transcript has 3 exons. Gene Ontology annotation, cellular component: chitin-based extracellular matrix. Bases 228 to 785 code for a protein of 185 amino acids. The record is from RefSeq and is a predicted model, not a curated record. NCBI's taxonomy places the organism in Eukaryota, Metazoa, Arthropoda, Insecta, Thysanoptera, Thripidae.